Molecule: messenger RNA, 384 nt
Organism: Aspergillus niger
Lineage: Eukaryota; Fungi; Ascomycota; Eurotiomycetes; Eurotiales; Aspergillaceae
Exons: 5
Coding region: 1-384 (127 amino acids)
Source: RefSeq, a predicted model, not a curated record
AUGGUUGGAUUAAUAAACCAUAAUUCUAUUGGUUGGGAACGCCUUCGUCAUAUUCCUGAUUGGAACAAUGGAGCCGAAUUCGAUGUCCUGGCUUUGUCCUUGCCAUACAUGAUCGCGACGUCGCGGACUGACGACUACAUCGGUCACUAUUAUGUCAAUCUUGUCACUGUGAACUUGAUGGUUGUUGAGUCAGAAAACGGCAUCAGGAAGCGCGUUGCACUUGCAGAGGCUGCUCUGAAGAUCUGGGUACAGCAUAUGGGCUUCUAUCAUAAUUUCCAUGACUCAUCUGUUAUCAGUAGACCAGAGCCUGGGUCAAUGCCUUAUGAAGUUGAAUUGGAGCUACAAUGCUCAGGUAUCCACAGAAGACGAUAUGCUUACCGAUAG